Messenger RNA from Hepatospora eriocheir, 702 nucleotides. The record is from the annotation of a GenBank genome assembly. Lineage: Eukaryota; Fungi; Microsporidia; Hepatosporidae.
AUGAUUGAUAUCAAAUUUAUAAAGAACGUUUAUCCAGGUGAAGACGUAAAAGAAAUAUUAGAAAACGAACUUAUAGAUUAUAAAGAUUUCAACAACACAUACUGUAUAGGAAUUGAUAAUAAUAAAGCAAUAAUUUUGGGACAGUUAAGCAUGAUAGAAGAUAACCGACAUAGACUCUUUUUCAUAAAGAGUAAAACACAACGAUAUGUACCAAGAAUGCAUGAUAUAGUGAUAGGUAAGAUAUUUUAUGUUCACCCGGAUUACUACAAGGUUGAUUUAGGAAGAUAUGUAGGAAUAUUACCAGCACUUUCAUUUCCAAAUGCAACUAAGAGAAAUAAACCAGAAUUAAUAAAGAAUGAUUUGGUUUUAUGUAGAGUAUUAGAAAUCAAUAAUGAAUUAGAUAGAGAAGCUCUAUUAACAUGUACCAGUAUUGGAAUGGGAAAAAUUGAAGAAGCAUUUGAAAUAGAACCAUGGAAGGUGAGAUUGUUAUAUUUUGAUUUAAAAUUAAAAAAGAUACAAUUAAACUUUAGAAUUGCACUAGCAAUGAAUGGACUUGUUUAUAUCGAAGCAAAUGAAGAAGAUAAGAAAGAAAUUUUAGAUAAAAUUAACAAUUUUUAUUGUCUAACGAUAAUUUUAUCAGAAAGUAACUUACUUGGUCCUUUUACUCCCUCUGGAUCAUAUGGUAACAUAAUUUUAACCUGA